AUGAGCGAAAUUGUUAUCGUUGAGCUCAACCAGCUGGUUACAUCGCUGCAGGAUGACACUUCAGUGAAGGUGGUGGUGUUCAACAGUGGGAACCCGACUUUCUUUUCCGCACAUUUUGACUUGAUUCCAGGAGACCCGAUCCCUUUCUCGGAUUCCAAUCUCGCUCUCUUCGCAAGCAACGUAUUCUUCAACAUCACCGAGCUGCCGCAAGCUACUAUUGCCGUGAUCGAAGGCCCAGCUCGUGGUCUAGCCAACGAGUUCAUUUUCUCAUGUGACAUGCGCUUUGCUUCCAGAAAAGCUGUUUUCGGAAACUUUGCAAUGUCUCUCAGUUCUCAUCCUGGCACGGGAGGGGCACUUUAUAUGCCGCAACUGAUAGGUCGCGGACGAGCGUUCGAGUAUCUCCUUUCGGGAAAGGACAUCGACUAUUACAGAGCCGAAAAGUAUGGCUGGAUUAAUGGGGCGUUCAAGUCUUCGAGCGAACUUGGCAACUUUGUAAGAGAGCUCUCGUCGAGGAUUUCCCUCUUCCCUAGCGAAGCUAUCGCGAGCAUCAAAACGUCCGUAAAUUCGAUUACGAGGCCAACAAGAGAGGAGCUGGCGUUUGAUGCCCAUGAGUACGAGAGGCUUUCAGGGUUUCCUGAAAUGCAACGGCUUGCUAUGGAGUUCACCAAGCUGACACAGAAUGAGACGGACAUAACAGUUGAGUUGAACCUAGGCGAGGAGGUUCUCAAGCUGUAUCAAGGAGAACUGCAAUCUUGA
This is a messenger RNA of Penicillium psychrosexuale, 756 nucleotides long. RefSeq names its product enoyl-CoA hydratase/isomerase family protein. The coding region runs from base 1 to 756 and encodes 251 amino acids. The transcript has 2 exons. NCBI's taxonomy places the organism in Eukaryota, Fungi, Ascomycota, Eurotiomycetes, Eurotiales, Aspergillaceae. The record is from RefSeq and is a predicted model, not a curated record.